Molecule: messenger RNA, 3031 nt
Organism: Lytechinus pictus (painted urchin)
Lineage: Eukaryota; Metazoa; Echinodermata; Echinoidea; Temnopleuroida; Toxopneustidae
Product: protein FAM53A-like
Exons: 3
Coding region: 1-930 (309 amino acids)
Biological process (GO): protein import into nucleus
Cellular component (GO): nucleus
Source: RefSeq, a predicted model, not a curated record
AUGCCGAAAGCAACCUUUUUCUAUCAUGUUGGAGAAACACUACUUCAAGGCCUGGCCGCAUCCAAGCAGUCAUCUUUUUUCUCAAGUCUUUUAGUUCAUACAGCAUCGACAACAGUAACAACUACAACAACAGUAUCGAACACGAUAUCAUCACCGUCAUCAUCAUCCUCAACAUGUAGCAUUCCAGUUACUUCAGUGGAACAAUUUCACAAUGCUGUAAACGAGAGCCUGUCGACCACGCCCCCUGCACCGCCAAAGAAACGACACUGUAGAUCGCUGUCGGCUGGGGAGGUCACGGAAGGCAGGUCAAGGUGGAAGCCCAACGCAUCAAAGAUAUGGCGCCCAUUCCGUCACUGCCGCGCCAAGCUAGACGCUUACCAAGGCCACUCUCCCAUGCUAAAUGUGAGUAGCUAUAAUAAUAACCCAGGCUCGGAUUCCUCGUCCAUCCCAAGUACGACCCUGAACCUGGCAGGGGACUCAUCAGACCCCAUGAAUCAGUAUUCCACGCCCCCUGAGUCACCGAUACCGCGUCCUGCAUCGGCCACGUCCUGGGAAAACAGCACCAACCCACCGGUGUGGCUAGAACAGACUUCUUUCAAACCGCUUACUUCGCCGCGGCUCUGGCACAGACUACGAUCCUUGGAGGAUGCGGAGAAGGAAGGUCUGUCGGUGAGCUCAGGGUCGGUCGCGUCGCUCACGAGCAGCGUGGAUUCUGCUCCGGAGGUGGACUUGACCAGCAGUGGGGGGUUUGCAAGAGGAACUUUUAAGAAAGCUGUAGUCAUGCCAAGAUGCAGGUCACAGCCGUGUGUCUCGAGUAGGAAAAAGUGUGGGAAGAAAAGACGGAGAGAGGAGGAACCGAGACCAAAGCUAGACCUGUUCAAGAUGAGAGAGGUAGGUUUCACAAUCCGUUUUUUUUUCCUUGAUACAUAAUGAUUGCUAAACAUUUAUCAGUAUUCACUCAUUGAAUCAAUUUGGCCAGCUCCUUCAUCAGAAUGGUAACUGCCUAUUCGGAAUCAUGAGGCAACAAAAAAUUCCCAGACAUUUGUUUGCCAUUCGCUUUUGUUGGAUUGCUCUAGAUGGCCUUUUCUUUAAUGCAUAGUUCAUUGAUAUGAUUUUGAAUGCUUCACAAUGAAAUCACCAUUGCUAUGUAUCUGAAUCUUGGUGAAAGUCCAUUCCGAUGAACCACCCUUACUCAAAGUGGGUCGGGAAAUGGACUAAGUGCACAUUACUUGACUUUCAUCAACCAGGCACUGCUUUCUCAAUAUUAAGAUGCGUAUUAACACAUUUCCAUAAAACUUGCUAGAGGCUUAGGGGGCGAUAAAGGAAGCUAAAAGCAACGAUAUUUCUUGACGAAAACGGCUAAGGAUUAUAGUUGUUGUUCGAUGGCAAGAUCUAGAGGGAUUUGCAAUGCAUUGAAUGAGAUCACCUUGAUGUGCAGGAAAAGCUACAGGCAGUUCUGACAGCCCUUGGAAAUUAAAUAGCUGGGCUCUGCAUUGAAAAUUCACUUCAGCUGAGCUAUAAAUCAAUUUGCCCUUGCUCAUUUCAUUUUAGCUUUUCCUAGUCCAUAUCUGGAUGAUCUUUAAAUGGAUUGCUCAACUUCAUUCAGGAUCUUGAACUAUUUUUCUCUCUUGCAGCUCAUGCUGUAAUUGUCAUUGCAAACCUUUAGGUCAGACGGGAAUCACCUGAUAUUUUUGAGCUAAUCGGUCUCUUAAUUGCUGUGAUAAUGAUGACUACAGUCACAAGCCUUCAUUAGAACACUUAUCACUCCUUUUCUUAUUGCGAAGUAUGUAAUGAGGGUAAUGACAUAAAAUUUGUCAUCUUGAAACAUUUAUUGCAUGUAGCCAUGCACUGACAGCGUGUAGGACCCCCACAGCUCAGAUUUUGGCAAACCUCCACCAACUCAAUCCCAUUUGUGAUGUUAAUCCACGAUGAGAAAUAGGUGGAAAGAACGUAGUGAGAACAGCCUCGAAGUCACACUAUAUGACCCUUAAUAUGGAUCUGCAUUCUGAGUAUAGGGACCUAAUAUUACACUACAGAUGUGUCAGGAGAUAGUUUACGAUGAAAACUGAUAUCUCCUAAACACCAGAUGACAUUUAUUUAUUAUUCAUACGCCUGUGACACUCACACUGAAUGUUCAUGGUUCAGCGAUGGCCACCACCUCAAAAGAUGGACGCUAUGAAUGUUUCAAACAAGCUUUGACGUUUAUUUUAAUUAGGACGGACCAUGUAUCAAUCAAUUUGCAUGGGAUGGCACCACAAUGUUUGACCAAAUUAUUAGCCUACAUGUACGUGUCCUGAAUCGUGUAGCACAUAGCCAUAUAUGCAUGUACGUGUAUACCGGCACCACAUUUGUAUCUUGCCCUACAGGCACUAAUGUGAACGAUGUUCAGGAAGGAUAUUAAAUUGUAUGAAAUCACUUUUAAUAUAUAUUGCAUUUCCUGUUCGAAAGAUAAUUAUUGAUUGAUUCUACAAAAGAGGAUCCACGGAUAUUUCCAGGAGGAGUUGGGGGAGGGGUCUCUGUACAUAUUGAUACAGAUGUAUGAUAGUGAGUGUGUACUACACCUCUCUCUGUCCACACCCCUGGAUAAGCUCUCUCAAUUUAUUCUUCCCCGAUGAAAUAUGAUGAGGAUUUUUCAAUUUCUAACAUCCCUCGUCUCUCGCAUGCUUGCACCAGAUACAUGGGAUGUAUCAAUUAUGUGACUGUCCUUUUUUCUUCUGUGCAAACUUUGUAGCCUAUUGCUAUCAAGUUGUGCGAUCUGAUCCUCUUACAAACACACCAGUGGCUGGAGGCCCAAGAAGAUGUCACGUAAGAUGACAGGGUCUGCACUUACCCCUUAUACUUCUCAUGGAAUUUAUACCCUGUCCGGAUGUUCCAGAUAAGAGUAAAAUUGAUGUCGCCUCCGAGUUGCCAGCAGCAACUAACUUCCUUAAUUGCGUUUCGGAAGAACUCAAUGUAUUCAUGAUCAGGUGGGGGGGGGGGUGUAGUCAGAGGAUAAAGGAACUGGUUUUCCAAUAUCUUAAAUUUUGCCCGC